Physcomitrium patens is the source of this 2180-nucleotide messenger RNA. RefSeq lists its product as uncharacterized. The record is from RefSeq and is a predicted model, not a curated record. NCBI's taxonomy places the organism in Eukaryota, Viridiplantae, Streptophyta, Bryopsida, Funariales, Funariaceae.
GCCCUCGAUACCGGAUUCGAAAACUACUUUUUGCAGAUUUCAACUCUAAAGAAAAGUUACUGAUUCAUCUUCGCAGUGAAUCAAGGGACGCGGGGAAAAUCCACAGCAGAAGAAUGGUCGUCCUGAGACGUUGCUUUUAAUGCACCUUGACGUCACCAGGUGAAGCACCGGGCGGUAGACUCUGCCCCCCGCCGCUCAUGUGCAGACUUUGAGGAAGAAGAAGAAGCAGAAGAAGAUGAAGAAUAUGAAGCAGGUAAUGGAAGCGACAUGAUCCUUCCAAGCUGCACGGGAACCGGUCUACAAUGCCACACGUCCAGCUUCAUUUGCACACGUAUACCGCCAAAAUAUCUUCAGUUUGAGGUAUUGGUUGUGGUGGAUUCAGCAACUCAAUACUCAUUUCAGCACGCUUGACGAAACUGUCUCGCUCGAAUUGGACCCAGCUGUUGCUAUGUCCACGCUUUUGAGGAUUGCGCUAGGUUUCGCGUGUUGGCCUGAGUUCAUGUCGACCUGGGUCCAUGCUGGUUGCUAGAUUUGGGCGGCCAAUUGCAAUCCAAUUUGGGAGUGAUGCAUUGCGAGAUCAUUUGUGUGAUUUAAGCAAGGAGGUCUUCAGCGUGGUUAGUUGAUGCAUCAACUGCAAUAGCUGCAUCAUCAUGGUAUCUGUGUGCCAGAGAGUGUCGCCGAUCGUCGUGGCAUAUGAUUGAUCUGAUUAUCAGUUUUUGUGGCAUAUAUGAUCGUUUGUAUCCAACGACCUGUAAUGGCCACAUAUCACAGGACGGCUGGAUCUUUCCUGUAUGAUUGGAUUUUCCAAUAGCCUGAACUUUUUGAAUUGUUUUAUCAGAAACACCUGAUAAUAACAGUUCAAAACCUGGACUUCGAUAUUCCCAAGCUUGUGCAAUUUCCAAAUAUCAUUGGGGUGGCCCAGAAGGUCCGAAUCUAUGGCGCAACAUGUUGGUGCUUUUUGGUGCCAAAGCAGCCAAUUGUGUUUCCAGCUUUCUCGGUCGAAGGCAAAAGUUUUCUCUAGUUCUGCAAUCUCUCCCUUUUUGCCACGAACAGCAUGGGAAGAUAUGUUGGUGCCUCGCCUUUCCACUGAGUGGACCACGGAUACCUUGACGAUGGCCACAACUUAUCCGGUAGUCUGCUUUAGAGAUGACGACGCUCCGUUACCAGAGUACUUGGUGGAGCGGAAUUGGAGUGAUAUGAAUGUGCGCACUAAUCUUGAGAUACGAUAUAGCCCAUGGGCUGUAGAGAUGAUGAAUGGUUUUGGAAACAAGAACGAGGCAAAAACAAAAGAGAGCACAGGCGGACCUCCCGGAAAUGGGAACGGAGGUGACGAUGGUGGCAACGGUGGUGGUGGUGGAGGUGAUGACGAUGGCGAUUAUCACGUAUUUUUGCUGCCAAUGCUGACCCUUGCAUUUGCAGCUUUUCAUUUAGGCUAUUGUAUUGCUGUCUGGGUAAAAGAUGACAAUCUGGACUUCGAGUUUUUGCGAACAGGUCUUGGACUUUUUGGUCUUCUGGCUGUUUCAGCAUUCCGCCUCAAUACGCGGACAGGCAUAGAUGCCUACAUUCUCGGGCUCGGGGCAUCUUUAGGAGUAAUGGUCUGGACAGGUGAAAGAUGUCUAGUGAAAAAAGAGGGAAACCCAGCUGGUGUUGUGGCUCUUUUUGCAGCGUCAAUGGCGGUGAUGCUUACUGCAGCUCUUUACCACACAUUUUGAACUUGAAUCAGCUAAGCUGUUCAACACAAUUACAUGCCACAUGAAUUAUGUUGAGCGGCAAAUGACGCUGUUGCAUCUUAAUAUCAAGUCCUCAAGGUUCUUCUCUCCAUGAAGAUCUACUUUUUUUUUUAAUAUUUUUUCGAUUAUAGAUUAGGGGUUAUAAAAUUCAGUUUAAAUAUCUGUCUCAUACAGAACGAUUCAUAGUUGAAGUAUUUUGGUGCGUUAAUCUUGGGUAGUGCCUACAAAUUGGAUGGUGCCGUUACAUCAGAAUCUGUGGGGUAUGAACAUGAUACUCCAAGAAAAAGCUUCAUAUCACACAUAAAACGUACGUGCAAAAUUAUGUAGUAGAAUCAUUAGCUCUAUUUGUACAACUGAUUUCAGUUUUUUCUAUUUCCUUUACUUCCCUUCUUUUCCGAUUGUAAAUUUUCAUGUCAAAUACAAACGUAAAAAGGGAAAAAUGUUGACUAA